AUGGAUCCCAACAACCCCAACCAGUCGACCCCACAGGGCCCUUCAGGCCGCCGUCUGCACAUUGCACACAGGCGCAGCCCAUCUGAGAUGACGCCGUUGAUGAUGGAGCAGCUCGCUCUUGCACAGCAGAUUGAAAUGCUUCAGCAGCAACAGCAGCAAAUCGCUGCCACCCACCAGCAAUAUGUCAACAUGGGCAUGAUCCCACAACAGCAGCAACUGCCCAAUCAAUACCAGCAGUUGCAGGGCCAGAUGCAGAACCUCAACAUCUCGCCAAACCCCAACCAGAUGCAAUUCCAGCAACAACAGCAGCAACCAAUGGGUAUCCCCAUGACUAGUGGCAUGGGUGCACCCAACGCACAUCGGCGGAACCAGUCUGCCAUGCCGAACAUGGGCAUGGGCCCUCCGCCAGCUCCAUCCAGCGGAGCAUCCGGCUUCAACGAUUUCAAUUUCCCUGGUGCUCAGAACCAAAACCAGAACCGCAAUGAGAACAGCGCCCCGCGCGGAGGUCGCGGAGGCGGACAAGGAGGUGGACAUGCGCGCAGACACUCCCUGGCCCUACCGGAAGCGAAGAAAGCUGCUGAGCUUGCAGAGGCCAAGCGCAAGACCACUGGCUUUCAAUUCCCGAUCCCGAACGCUGGAGGCUCUUCGCCUGGAAGCACAAACCGGGACCUCAGCCCUGCACAAGGCUCGAGCGAGACUGCGCAAACACCAUCCAGCGCAACUCGUGGAGGCUAUGCUGGUCGCGGACAUGGCCGUAGCCAGAGCAUGGCUGUCGGCAACGGCCGAGGCAUGGCCGCAAGCAGCCGUGGCGGUCCGCAGGGCUUCCAGUUUCCACCUCCACAAGCAACCAACGAUGGUGGUGCCAACACCUCCGACCUCAACCGCCGUGGCAGCCAGGGACAUGGUCGCACCGGCUCUCGCAACUUUGAGGGCAACUGGCGCCAGCAGCAGCCGCCUACCGUCAACGAGCCUCAAGAGCAGAACAUGGGCAACUUCCAGAUGAACCAGCAGCAAAUGGGCAACUUCCAGCCUGGCCAUCGCCAGCGUGGCUCCAUGGCUGCGCAGUCCAUGAACUCCAUCCAAGGCUUCAACCAGUUCCAGCAGCCACAGCUCGUUCAGCUGCCGCAGGGACAAAUCCUUAUGCAGCAACCGAACAUCUACGGCCAGCCACUCAAUGCUCUUCAACUUGCCCAGUUGCAAGCCUACCAGCAGGCCGGCAUUCAAGCACCGACCCUUGCCCAGCUCACCGGCCAGCACAACGCUCCUGGCCUGCCACUCCAGGGCAACCAGCAGCAACGCAAGACCUUGUUCACUCCUUACCUCCCGCAAGCAACGCUCCCAGCUUUGCUUGCUGAUGGCCAGCUCGUGGCUGGUGUGCUUCGUGUGAACAAGAAGAACCGCAGUGACGCCUACGUUACGACCACCGACCUCGAUGCCGACAUCUUCAUCUGCGGUAGCAAGGACCGCAACCGUGCCCUCGAGGGUGAUAUGGUCGCUGUCGAGCUCCUCGAUGUUGAUGAAGUCUGGGGCCAGAAGCGCGAGAAGGAAGAAAAGAAGAAGCGCAAGGAUGUUAGUGACCAGCGCACUGGAAGUAUUCACACGGUCAACGAUGCCACCACGCAGCCAGAGAGUGCUUCGGCUGCUCAGGAGGGUGGUCUUCGUCGCCGUGGCAGCUUGAAGCAGCGCCCAACGCAGAAGAAGAAUGAUGACGUCGAGGUUGAAGGCCAAAGCCUACUACUCAUGGAGGAGGACGAGAUCAACGACGAGCAGAAGCCGUUGUACGCCGGCCACAUUGUUGCUGUCAUCGAGCGUGUUGCGGGCCAGAUGUUCUCUGGUACUCUUGGCCUCCUGCGUCCCAGCAGCCAGGCUACCAAGGAGAAGCAGGAAGCCGAGCGCCAGGCUCGCGACGGUGGCAACCACCCACGCCAGCAGGACCGCCAACAGGACCGUCCGAAGAUCGUCUGGUUCAAGCCAACCGACAAGCGUGUCCCUCUGAUUGCCAUCCCGACUGAGCAGGCUCCGAAAGACUUUGUUGAGCAUCACCAAGACUACGCGAACAAGAUCUUCGUGGCGUGCAUCAAGCGCUGGCCCAUCACCUCGCUCCACCCAUUUGGCACACUUGUUGAGCAGUUAGGUGACGCCGGCGACCUUAAGGUGGAGACUGACGCGUUGCUCCGCGACAACAACUUUGGCCCGGAUGAUUUCUCCGAUGCAGUGAUCAAGAAUGUCGGCUACGAGGAUUGGUCCGUCGAAGCUGAUGGCGAAGCUGCACUUGAAGGCCGUCGCGACUGCCGUGAGGAGAACACGUUCACGAUCGACCCGAACGGCUCGAAAGAGCUUGACGACGCCAUCCACUUCAAGGACCUUGGAGAUGGACAAGUCGAGAUCGGUGUCCACGUUGCGGACGUUGCUCACUUUGUGAAGCCCAACAGCCUGGUCGACCGCGAAGCCAAGAAGCGUGGCACUGGAGUCUACUUGAUGAAUAGGACGGUCAACAUGCUCCCGGCCAAGCUCUCUCAGGACAUCUGCUGUCUCAGCCCCGACGAGGAGCGCUACACCGUUUCGGUCGUCUUCAAGGUGAAUGCGGCUACCGGCCGUGUCAUUGAUGACGAGACCUGGAUCGGCAAAGGUGUCAUCAAGAGCACAGGCAAGUUGCAGUACGAAGAGGUCGACGCCGUUAUCAACGGUGCUUCCGCUUCCCAGGCUGGUGUCAGUGAAGAACGAGCGACUCAGAUCUUGACACUGCACGAGCUCGCCAACAAGUUCCGUCAAGCGCGCUUUGGAGGCGAUACUGUCACCAACAUCCCGCCGCUUCGCUUGCUGUACCAGCUUGACGACGAGAAUGUGCCUGUCGAGCAGAACAUCUUCGACUCCAGCCCCGCCCACGAGAUGAUUGAGGAGAUCAGCCACAAGACCAACUGCGUCGUGGCGCAGAGGAUUGUUCAGGCCAUGCCUGACCGAGCACUUCUCCGGAAGCAGGCCAGCCCCAACCCGCGCCGUCUGAAGCUGUUUGCCGAGCGCAUGAACAACAUUGGCUACGACAUUGACAUCUCGACAUCCGCCUCUCUCCAGAACAGCCUCUUCCGCAUUGAGGAUGAGGAGGUUCGCAAGGGUAUGGAGACGCUCGCCGUCAAGGCCAUGGGUCGUGCCAAGUAUGUCAUCCCCGACAAGGCUCCCGAGGGCAUCUUUGACCAUUACGCCCUCAACUUGCCGGUGUACACGCACUUCACAAACCCGAGCCGGCGCUACGCCGACAUUGUCGUCCACCGCCAACUCGAGUCCGUCCUGUCCGGCGGUUCCAUCGAGUUCAACGAGGACGUGGAGGCUCUGGCGAAGACCGCCGAGACCUGCAACACCAAGAAGGACUCGGCUCAUGCUGCCCAAGAGCAGAGCGUGCACAUCGAAUCCUGCCGCAUGAUGGCCCGGAAGUCCGAACAGCAAGGCGGCGACCUCAUCUCCGUCGGCAUCAUUGUCUGCGUGUACGAGUCGGCCUUCGACGUGCUCAUCCCGGAAUAUGGUUUCGAGAAGCGCGUGCACUGCGACCAGCUGCCGCUGAAGAAGGCCGAGUUCGACAAGAACAAGCGUCUUCUCGAGCUGUACUGGGAGAAGGGCGUGCCGUCCUCGGCCUUUGUCCCGGAGGACGAGCGUCCGCAGACCAAGGGCCAUCGCCCAACUAACAGCUCUGUCGCCCGCGAGACUGCGGCCAAGAACUACGCGAGCCAGGAGGCGGAGCGCAAGGCCAUGAACACCGGCACGAUCGAUAGCAACGACGUCGACGCCCUGUUCGACGAUGACGACGACAACGCCUCCGAGGCGACCGACAACGCUUCCGGCGUCGCUGUCAACGGCGACCGCGACCCAUCUUCGCCGCAGCGCAGCAAGAACGCUUCCGCUCCUGAGGCGAAGCUCAGCAAUAAGGAGAUGUAUCUGGAUUUGUUCACGCUGCGCGAGGAGGGCGGGAACUACAUCCAGGAUGUACGGGAGAUGACGCGCGUGCCGGUGCUGUUGAAGACGGAUUUGACGAAGAGUCCGCCGUGCUUGACCAUUCGGUCGCUUAACCCUUAUGCGUUGUGA
Messenger RNA from Saxophila tyrrhenica, 4074 nucleotides. RefSeq names its product Translational repressor (gene SSD1). The transcript has 3 exons. NCBI's taxonomy places the organism in Eukaryota, Fungi, Ascomycota, Dothideomycetes, Mycosphaerellales, Extremaceae. Bases 1 to 4074 code for a protein of 1357 amino acids. Gene Ontology annotation, molecular function: RNA binding; 3'-5'-RNA exonuclease activity. The record is from RefSeq and is a predicted model, not a curated record. Gene Ontology annotation, biological process: mRNA catabolic process. Gene Ontology annotation, cellular component: P-body.